ACUGGUUUGCUUCCCUUCAUCGGGAUUCCCAAAAAUAUGGAGAGUGCACUCAAUCUAACGGCGAAGCUGGUGUUUUUGCUGGUCCUGAUCUAUGGCUGUUAUGGUGACCUUCAAGAUCUCUCAGGUAAGGUGUUCGUAAUCCCAACGCCGACAAGGACCUCACACAUAAAGCUCCAUGCCAACGUCUCAAAGCCCAUUUCUGCUAUGACCAUGUGUCAGAGGUUCAACUCUGAGCUAGAACGAGGCCAGUCCCUUUUUUCUCUGGCAACCCAGUCUCAUGACAAUGAUUUGUUGUUGUACAAACGCUCCAUGGGUGUGUACCGAGUGCAUAUCAGGGGAGAUAUACUGGAUUUCUUCAGUUUGCCAGAUUCAAAAAAUGAAUGGAUCUCCAUCUGCUGGACCUGGGACUCGAAAACUGGUCUGACCCAGCUGUGGGUUAAUGGGAAGCGAAGUGCACGGAGGAUUCUUAAACCUGAUACAUCUGUAACUGGCACACCAAGUAUAAUGUUAGUUCAAGAGCAAGACAGUUAUGGCGGAGGUUUUGAUGCCUCACAAUCCUUUGUGGGGGAAGUUACUGACGUCCACUUCUGGGACAGUGUCAUCUCUCCCUGUGAAAUACAAAUGUAUAUGGAGUUGAAUAGAUUUAAUCCAGGAAAUAUUCUCAACUGGAAAGACUUGCAGUUCAGUAUUGAGGGAAAAGUGUUCAUAGAGAAAAGUGAAUUGAAAAAUGAAUGUCAUAAUUAUUAGCAAAAAAAAUUGCUCAGAUGUGAUCAGCAUUCUUAUAUAUUUAGUUGGUUCCUGAAAAUUGACUGAAUACACAUUUACAAGUAGAGAAUGUAACAGAUUCUGCUGUGUCAUACUGUUGUUUAUGUCUUGAAUCAAAUCAAUAAA
Molecule: messenger RNA, 891 nt
Organism: Oncorhynchus tshawytscha (Chinook salmon)
Lineage: Eukaryota; Metazoa; Chordata; Actinopteri; Salmoniformes; Salmonidae
Product: serum amyloid P-component-like
Exons: 3
Coding region: 37-747 (236 amino acids)
Source: RefSeq, a predicted model, not a curated record